Molecule: messenger RNA, 672 nt
Organism: Didymosphaeria variabile
Lineage: Eukaryota; Fungi; Ascomycota; Dothideomycetes; Pleosporales; Didymosphaeriaceae
Exons: 2
Coding region: 1-672 (223 amino acids)
Biological process (GO): translation
Cellular component (GO): large ribosomal subunit
Molecular function (GO): RNA binding; structural constituent of ribosome
Source: RefSeq, a predicted model, not a curated record
AUGCACUACAUCCGCGCCUUCGAAGUCGGCCGCAACCCAACGUCCUCCAAAUACGAAAUGCACGUUCGCUUUCGCACGCUCAAAAAUGGCCCUGCAAUUCGAAAUCGCUUACGCCUCCCGCACCCUGUCAAGACCGAUUUGCGCAUCUGCGUAAUCGCGCCGCCAGACUCUAAAGCCGCCGCCGAAGCCCGCGCCCAGGGCGCCUCGCUCGUUGGCGAAGAUGAGAUCUUCGCACAGGUCAAGGAUGGCAUCAUCAACUUCGACCGGUGUAUAUGCUACCUCGACAGUCUGCAGAAGCUGAACAAGGCUGGGCUGGGAAAAGUGUUGGGUCCCAAGAGGCUGAUGCCUUCGACGAAGACGGGCACGGUGGUUAGCAAUGUUGCAGCUGUUGGAGCGAUGGUGAGGGAUAUGGUGAGCGGAAGUGAAUAUAGGGAAAGAGAUGCUGUGGUUAGAUUGGCAAUUGGGCAGCUGGGUUUCACGCCUGAGGCGAUGCAGACGAAUAUCAAGACAUUCAUGGACUCGGUGAAGAAGGAUAUUGCGCGAUUGGUGGGUCCCACGAAGGAGAUACACGAGGUCGUUCUCAGCUCGACAAAUUCGCCGGGUUUCACGCUGAAUGGCGAAUUCAAGGGCGCGAAUUCGGUCGCGCCGAGAGAAUUGUCGGGGCCAUUGUAG